AAGGUCAACAUCCUUUAUAUUGUAACAAACAACCCAAAACAACAAAAAGCAAAAACAAGAAGAAACUGCAUGGUUCACAUCGCCACAUGUAUGUAUAACUAUAAAAUGACGCAAUCAACAUGUGAAAACUCUUAUUUUUCUUCAAAGGACAUUGUUGUUUGUGUCUCUCAAAUUCUGUAGAGACAUGGAAACAAUGGAACAAAGGCUUGUCUCAAGUUGGUCUAAUGUUCAUUCCUCAGUUCCACCUUCCUUUGUUCAACCACUAGAGUGUAGACCUGGUAAGGUCACAAACCCUUCAAGUAAGACAAUACCCUUGAUUGAUCUUGGAGGACAUGAUCAUGCUCAUACCAUAUUACAAAUUUUGAAAGCUUCUGAAGAAUAUGGUUUUUUUCAGGUGAUUAACCAUGGAGUUUCCAAGGAUUUAAUGGAUGAAGCCUUCAAUAUUUUCCAAGAGUUCCAUGCCAUGCCUCCAAAGGAAAAGAUAAGUGAAUGCUCAAGAGAUCCAAAUGGAAUCAAUUGUAAGAUCUAUGCAAGUAGUGAGAAUUACAAAAUUGAUGCUGUUCAAUAUUGGAAAGACACAUUGACACAUCCUUGUCCUCCCUCUGGAGAAUUCAUGGAGUUUUGGCCUCAGAAACCACCCAAAUACCGUGAGGUUGUUGGUAAAUAUACACAAGAACUCAACAAAUUGGGACAUGAAAUUUUGGAGAUGCUUUGUGAAGGGUUAGGGCUUAAACUAGAAUAUUUCAUUGGUGAACUUAGUGAAAAUCCAGUAAUACUAGGUCAUCACUUUCCUCCUUGUCCUGAACCAAGUUUAACUUUGGGCCUAGCCAAACAUAGAGACCCUACAAUCAUCACUAUUCUACUUCAAGAUCAAGAGGUGCAUGGACUUCAAAUUCUUAAGGAUGAUGAAUGGAUUCCAGUUGAACCUAUUCCCAAUGCUCUUGUUGUUAACAUUGGUUUAAUCUUGCAGAUAAUCACGAAUGGAAGGCUUGUUGGUGCUGAACAUAGAGUUGUGACAAAUUCAAAAAGUGUACGUACAUCUGUUGCAUAUUUCAUCUAUCCAUCAUUUUCAAGAAUGAUAGAACCUGCAAAAGAAUUGGUAGAUGGAAACAAUCCUCCAAUAUAUAAAUCCAUGUCAUUUGGAGAAUUUCGUAAGAAGUUCUAUGACAAGGGUCCUAAGAUUGAACAAGUGUUGCAAUCCUAAUCAUCCAAAUAUAUUUUCACCAUAUAAUUUAAAACUAUGUAUGGAUGGUAUAUUUAAAAUAAAUAAAAAAUCAGAACAAAGGGACUAAGAGAGAACUAAGAUAUUUCUCUUAUUUGAAAAAGCAUAUAAAUGAGGGGAGAAAGAAUUUUGUGUGUAUCUAGAAAUCCUAGCUCAACUGGAAAAAUGCCGAAAUUGUUAGGUAGUAUGUCAUGACUGGGGUUCGAACCCCGGUACCUCCACUUGUGUGUGUGAGUUUAUAAUGGCUUUACCAUUUCGUCUAUCUACAAAAAAAAAAAGAAUUUUGUGUGUUGGACUUGAACCAUACAAUUUUCUUUGUAUCUAUUAUGAAGAAAUAUAGUAGAAAUGCAACUUUUGCCAUUUAUA
Medicago truncatula (barrel medic) is the source of this 1588-nucleotide messenger RNA. Its product is annotated as hyoscyamine 6-dioxygenase. Lineage: Eukaryota; Viridiplantae; Streptophyta; Magnoliopsida; Fabales; Fabaceae. The transcript is spliced from 4 exons. The record is from RefSeq and is a predicted model, not a curated record. Bases 185 to 1204 code for a protein of 339 amino acids.